AUUUUAAACAAAAAAAGAGAGCAGUGUUUUGAGUGUGAGUGCUAAGACAGAAGGCACGAGUGUGAGCAGAGCAGAGCAAAGCAAAGAGUGAAGAAGUAAGCGAGUGUUGUUCGAAAGCUUUCCGAAAGAGCGAUGAAACGGUUUUUCCAAGUAGUAGAAAAAGAUCCAGAGAAAGCUUUGAAGAAAGCGAAAGAGAAUGAAAAACAAGAAAACGAAAACGAAAACGAAACGAACAAGGAAGAACCAUUGAAGUUCGUGACUUGGAACGCCAACAGUUUAUUCCUUCGCGUCAAGAACAAUUGGUCCGAGUUUUCCAACUUCAUCUCCACCUUCGAUCCCGAUGUCAUUGCCAUUCAAGAAGUUCGAAUGCCCGCUGCUGCUUCCGGUUCCCAAUCCAAGUCCGCUCCUAAAAAUCAAGGUGAAAUUAAAGAUGAUUCUAACUCCGCUAGGGAAGAAAAAAGGAUAUUGAUGCGGGCACUUUCAAAUCCACCGUUUGGGAACUAUCGUGUUUGGUGGUCUCUUGCAGAUUCAAAGUAUGCAGGGACAGCACUGUUUGUGAAAAAAUGUUUCAAGCCAAAAAGUGUUGUUUUCAAUCUUGAUAAAAUAGCUUCAAAGCAUGAACCAGAUGGCCGAGUAAUCUUAAUUGAAUUUGAAACAUUUCGUUUAUUGAAUACAUAUGUACCAAAUAAUGGGUGGAAAGAGGAGCCAAACUCAUUUCAAAGGAGAAGAAAAUGGGACAACAGAAUCCUGGAAUUUGUUCACCAAAAUUCAGACAAGCCUUUGAUAUGGUGCGGGGAUCUGAAUGUCAGCCAUGAAGAGAUCGAUGUGAGUCAUCCAGAGUUUUUCAGUACAGCAAAACAAAAUGGUUAUGUUCCUCCAAAUAAAGAGGAUUGCGGGCAGCCUGGAUUUACCUUGGCUGAAAGAGCACGAUUUGGUACCAUCUUAAAAGAGGGAAAUUUGGUAGAUGCCUACAGAUUUCUGCACAAGAAUAAGGACAUGGAGCAGGGCUUCUCAUGGUCUGGAAACCCGAUUGGGAGGUACCGUGGAAAACGGAUGAGAAUAGACUAUUUUUUAGUUUCAGAAAAACUUGAAGAAAAGAUUGUUGCGUGUGAAAUGCUCGGACAAGGGAUAGAGUUAAAAGGUUUCUAUGGAAGUGAUCAUUGUCCAGUUACCUUGGAGCUCUCUCCUAGUUCCAACUCUCAAAAUGAGGAUCCAAUAUAAGUACUAUUAGCUGUUUUACAAAGCCACUGUCAAUCGUCGUCAUCUUAUUUCUCUUUUGUGUAGAUGCUUACGGUUUCGUUAAUGAGAGCUAGGAAACUAUGUCUUGCUGUGUAUCUCUUGCAUGGGCUAGCUGCAUAUAUACUUGCAGAAAUGGUGGUUGUUGUAGGAAUUUUCCCAUGAACUUGAAAUAUUUUUUGGGCAGUACAUAUUACUGCCUUUAAAAUCAAAAUACUUGACAUUUAUGCUUA
Messenger RNA from Lathyrus oleraceus (garden pea), 1469 nucleotides. RefSeq names its product DNA-(apurinic or apyrimidinic site) endonuclease. Bases 133 to 1221 code for a protein of 362 amino acids. Gene Ontology annotation, biological process: base-excision repair. The record is from RefSeq and is a predicted model, not a curated record. Gene Ontology annotation, molecular function: double-stranded DNA 3'-5' DNA exonuclease activity; DNA-(apurinic or apyrimidinic site) endonuclease activity; phosphoric diester hydrolase activity. Lineage: Eukaryota; Viridiplantae; Streptophyta; Magnoliopsida; Fabales; Fabaceae. Gene Ontology annotation, cellular component: nucleus. The transcript is spliced from 8 exons.